AUACAUGUAUCUUCAAUAUAUUUUAGUUUUAUAGUAUAUAUGUAUCAUGUCGGAAUCAAAUGAAACUAAUGUAGCACAAUGUAUGCCAGAAGUUCUUGAAAUCAAUAAUAGCAAUUCAGUUUCUCCAACAGUCAGUCAAUCAAGUCAAUAUCAGUCAGUCAAUCAAGUCAAUCAAUCAAGUCGCAAUCGCAGUAUAAGUUGUCUUAUGCACUUAUCUAACCGUGAUCUUUAUGUACCAAGUGUUCGAUCAACUUCUAUUCAAAAUGAAUGUUUUGUUAAUGGAGUUAAUUCGUCAUCUUUAACUGAUGGAGAGCUUUCAUGGCAAUCAUUUGAGAAGUUAAAAAGUGAAUUAGAUCGUGCUCAACAAGAUCUUCGUUCGCGUGAUGUUCAAUGUGAAGCAUUAUCUAAGGUUCGAGAUGAAGUUGAUCUUGAAAUAGAGGAACUAACUGCAAGUUUGUUUGAGGAAGCUCACAAAAUGGUGUUUGAAGCUAAUAGUGCCAAGGCUGUUGCUGAGAAGAAAUUAUAUGAAACUCAGCUUAAGCUUGAUGGAUUGCAAGCUGAGGUUACAGCCCUUAAGUUACUUGUGAUUACAUCAACACCAGCCAACCCUGGAAAAGAAAAGAAAACUAAGAAAGAAAAGUCAAGUUAUCAGCAAUCACAACAACCUGAAGAAGUUUGUUUGGAGUGUGAAACUUACCAUUGGAUAAAUGACACUCAUAAAUUGCAAGAAGCAAAGACAGAUAUUAUUGAUUUUCUCAUAAAUAAAGAAGUUGAUUGUUUAAUUUUUCAGAAUUUUUUAGCUUGGCUUGAAAGUAAUUGUCCUCUAAAAGACCAUUUGUUCCUUCAUUUAAUUCAUAAAGAUGAUAUAAGCCCAUGUUUGCGUUUUCCUAAUGAGGAGCUAGCAAGUUCAAUUUAUACUGCAAUUCAAAACAAUAUGCUUACAGUGGAGGCUAUUAAACCUAAGCAAAAAAAGUGUGCAUUAACUUUUACAUAUGUAUUGUGCUCUUUCAGGAUCAAAACUAGUGAUACUUGUUCUAAUUGGUUUUUUAUUUCAAACUCAUCACGUGCUAGAGUGGUUGCAGUUGUGGACUUUUUUAUGUUUUUGCGUUAUAUUAGACAAGGUAUUAUUAAAAAAGAUAUUAAUGUUUUAUAUUGGGAGAUGAUUAAAAGGCGAGCCCAAAUGUCACUUACUCGUUUAGGUUUGCAUAAUAAUUUUGAAAAUGCCCCGAAAUUUUUGAGUUCAAGCUAUUCCACAACAUGUUCAUCUGGUACAAGUAGCUAAAAGUAAUUUUUUACUGUUAUAUUGUUUUGAUGUUUUUUUAUCAAAAGUCGUUUUUUGGCUCUUUUAGUCAGCCGAAGCACAACAAAGUGUUUUGUACCAACAAAAAUUCUACUUGAAAUUUUUUUUGACUUUUAAAAACAUGAAGUUAUGUUAAAUUUUAAAUGCUAUAUAUUUUCAGUCUAUGAAAUUUUCUACAAAUUUGUUUAUUUCUAAAAGCUUAAAAAGAUUUUCAAUCUUUUACAUAAAUUAUUUUAAUAAUCAAUAAGUAGUUUUUCUUUCAUUGUAUUUUUGUUGAAUAUUUUAAUUAUUAUAUCACUAUUAUCUAUUUGUUAUAUUACUUAUUAUAUUGUAAAAAAAAAAUUAAAUAUUAUUUUACUCUUUAAAUGAGUUUUAUUCCGUUGUAAAAAAAAUGUUUUAGUAUUUUAAUAUAUAAUCAUUGACGUAAAAAAGGUGAACCAUUUCCAUG
Hydra vulgaris (swiftwater hydra) is the source of this 1748-nucleotide messenger RNA. Its product is annotated as guanine nucleotide exchange factor for Rab-3A. Gene Ontology annotation, cellular component: Golgi to plasma membrane transport vesicle. Lineage: Eukaryota; Metazoa; Cnidaria; Hydrozoa; Anthoathecata; Hydridae. Gene Ontology annotation, biological process: exocytosis. Gene Ontology annotation, molecular function: guanyl-nucleotide exchange factor activity. The record is from RefSeq and is a predicted model, not a curated record.